AUGCCGCCGAAGAAGUACGUGCUCCCCCGCGCCGCGACGGCUUCAACCGCCGCCGUCGCCCAGCCGAAGCAGAGGCAGCCGAGGGCGCCACCGUCCAAGCCACCGGGCAUGUCCAACGCCGACUCGAGGGCGGAAGUUCAGCGUCGGGAGGCUGUCACCAUCGACCGGCGGAAUAGGGCCAACGCCAAGAAGGCCCGGGAUAGCGCGGCACUCGCGGCUGCGGCGUAUCAAGCGGAGCUCUCGGCCGAACAAGCGGAGGCAGCCUGCGUGGGGAUGAUGAAUCCACCCGGCGGCCACGCCCAGUACGCGCCCUGGAGCCAGCAAAGUGUCGGUUCACCGGCCGGCUUCUCGUCAUCGCCGCAACCCUGGGGAUGCACGCCUUCGCCGGGCUACGCCGACGGGGACGCGUAUGGUGGGUUCAACCCCAACAUCACCUUCCCCCAUGGUCACCCGGCCCAGCGCAUGCCCUCGCCCGCCUUUGCCGGCGUGCGGUACCCGCCAUACAACUACUCACCGCUGGCCUACGCGUCCUCCCCGACGCCCCCUCUCCGCCGUGGCGCGCUGCCCUUCUCACAAGUGUCCACGUCGCACCUCGGCGACACCGACGCGACCGAAGCCGACAUGGACGACAUCAUCACGGCAGGGUCAAGGUACAUGGUGGAGCGCGGCCUCAUCCUGAACCAACUGCCGUCGACGGCGCUGCCAAUUCCCACGCCCACGCCGACGCCGCCGCCAAGCCCGAGCGAUGAUGCCUCCACGGCGCCCAGCAGCACAGAAGCUGCGCCGACGCCGCCCAACACAGAAGAAGCUCCGACACCGCCAAGCCCGCGCACGCCGACUCCACCGGCGCCGGAGGCCGACCCCGCCGUGUGA
Molecule: messenger RNA, 873 nt
Organism: Aegilops tauschii subsp. strangulata
Lineage: Eukaryota; Viridiplantae; Streptophyta; Magnoliopsida; Poales; Poaceae
Source: RefSeq, a predicted model, not a curated record